This is a messenger RNA of Cooperia oncophora, 477 nucleotides long. Lineage: Eukaryota; Metazoa; Nematoda; Chromadorea; Rhabditida; Trichostrongylidae. The record is from the annotation of a GenBank genome assembly.
AUGCGAAACGAGAAAAACGAGGAGCUUUUUCCGGGUGUAUUGAACAAAAAACGACCGUCAGAUGGUGUUCACUGGCAUCUAAUUCGUAUCAUAGGGAACUACUUCUUCGUUACUGCCUUUAUUUCAUGCAACUUUCGAUCUUCUAGCUGUGCUACUCAUACGCUAUGUUUUUUGAUACGAAUUAUCGCACUGCACUGCUACCUGAUCACAGAAUUGGUAACUGUCUCCAACAGUUGGAUGCUAUCACGACUAUGUUGGAGUAGCUUGGCUUACGUCUCCAAAAUGGAUACUGGCUCGACAGGUCGUGAUCCCGCUUGCCUCGGAAUAAUUUCUGCUCAGCUCUGGUCACAAAGUGCCUACCCCGACUUCUGGUCUAGAGGACAUUGGAUCGGCAUCACAUUGUCGGCCACCUGGUGUUUGGUCUCCAUCGCCUAUCGCAUUGCACUCUUCUACACUACUAAAAUAAAAACAGUGUGA